AUGUCUUCCCUCCGCAACGCCGUCUCCCGGCGUCCACACAAGGAACGCGCUCAACCCGCCUCUCGCGAAAAAUGGGGCCUGCUCGAAAAACACAAGGACUACUCCCUCCGCGCGCAGGACUACAAUCUCAAGAAGAAAAAGCUUUCCCAACUAUCACAAAAGGCCAGGGAGAGAAACCCAGAUGAAUUUGCCUUUGGCAUGAUCAGUCAAGGGAGGGCGGGGUUGGGAAAGCACAAAUCCAAGCAGCAGACUGCGGAUGAUGAAGGUGGGAACAACAAGAGACCAAGAGAAGGUGUCCCGUUAAGCCAUGACGCGGUCAAGUUGUUGAAGACACAGGAUGCUGGGUAUUUGAGGACUGUAGCCGCGAAAGGCAGGAGGGAGAUUGAGAGACUGACCCAAGAGGUGGGUAUGGACAGCGUCACCCUCGGAACGUUGAAGCCCGCCACGAAGAAAACAUUUGAGGACGAUGAAGGUGUCAGGACCAUCAGAGGGAAGAAGCGGACAUCGAACGGGGAAGUGCUACAAGACCAAUCUUCGGGCGGUGAAACAGAUCAACCGAUGCAAGAUGCUGGGAUUCGAGCGACAACAGUGGCCCAGAUCCCUGACGAUAAAGACGAUCCACCGAAACCUAAAUCGAAGAAAGCCCUUCAAGCCGAACAAGACGCCCUGAGCCGUUUGCGUGCCGAGCGGAAAAGGAGGAAACGCCUUCAGGAUAUGCGUGGCGCAAAGCUCGAGGCCCUGAAAACUCGGCAGCGGGAAAUUUUUGCCGCGGCCGACCAGUUGGAGUUACAGCGGGCGAAGAUGGCGAGGACGGUCGGUGGAGUCAACAAGAACGGUAUCAGAUUCAAGGUUAGAGAGAGAAAGAAAUGA
Molecule: messenger RNA, 870 nt
Organism: Fonsecaea multimorphosa CBS 102226
Lineage: Eukaryota; Fungi; Ascomycota; Eurotiomycetes; Chaetothyriales; Herpotrichiellaceae
Exons: 1
Coding region: 1-870 (289 amino acids)
Biological process (GO): rRNA processing
Cellular component (GO): nucleolus; small-subunit processome
Source: RefSeq, a predicted model, not a curated record